Molecule: messenger RNA, 2596 nt
Organism: Doryrhamphus excisus (bluestripe pipefish)
Lineage: Eukaryota; Metazoa; Chordata; Actinopteri; Syngnathiformes; Syngnathidae
Gene: toporsa
Product: topoisomerase I binding, arginine/serine-rich a
Biological process (GO): protein monoubiquitination; protein polyubiquitination
Molecular function (GO): ubiquitin protein ligase activity
Source: RefSeq, a predicted model, not a curated record
UAGAGGGCUAUGGGAGGAAUGGUAUGACGAAGACACACUUCCAGGCUUGUAAAGAGUAUUGGAGUGUCUAAAAUGUUUGCAGAAGUAAGUUUCUAACCGACGAAGAAGGCGAACCGGUCGCCAAACUACGCCGACGAGUGGAAACCAUAGACCAUGUCUGACAUCAAGAUUGCCCUUCAGCAGAACCAGAAAAGGGACAGGAAGAAAACACCAGAAGCCAAAUCUGCCGAGGUGUCACCAGACUCAAAAUGUCCUAUCUGCUUGGACAUAUUUAACAACAUUUCCUACCUGGACAUCUGCCUGCACAAGUUUUGUUUUCGUUGCAUCCAUGAGUGGUCCAAGAAUAAGGCCGAAUGUCCUUUAUGCAAGCAGCCGUUUAAGUCAAUAUAUCACAGUAUCAAAUCAGAGAAGGACUUUAAACAAUAUGACCUGAAGCCAGUGACUAAUGGGUCCUUCGGGAUGUUUGGUGGGGUGCGCUUUAGGUACCGCACUACUCUUACUGGGAUGCAACGACAACGAUGGGGAAGAACCUCCCCACCACCGGACAACGGGGUCCUAUUCGAAUCUUCAGUAAAUCCACCCCAGCAACACCCUCGCUACAUCAGGCGCAUGAUGAUGAGGAUGGCGGCCAAGAGGAGAGCUGCAAGUGAGGGCAGGCCGCUGCAGAAUGUGAGAGAGCAAGAAAUGGUCAACUUCAGGCGGGAACUCUACCGCCAGGGAUUGAGGGUUCGCACCGUCCGUGAUGGUGGUCGCUGCCGAGACACCUCAGCUGAUUUCUAUCGCCGGAAUCCUGCCUGCUUACACAGACUCAUUCCCUGGCUUAAACGAGAGCUGUUGGUGCUAUAUGGGGCUCAUGGCUAUCUGGUUAACGUGGUUCAGCACAUCAUCAUGUCGCGCAUCACUCGUGUCGAUAUGGAAGACAGGGCCAUGCAGGAGGAUCUCCGGCCAUUUCUUCAGGGUCGCACAGAUCAUUUUCUGCACGAGUUCAUCAGCUUUGCAAAGUCCCCUUUCAACUUGGAAGCCUAUGAUCAGCACGCUGUGUACGAGGGCUCGGCCCACUCUUCGAAUUCCGAUAGCAGUUCCACCUCAUCUGUAAUAGCUAUCUCUGAGGAUGAAAACAACUCCGUGCACUUGGAACCCCCUAGAACACCAGGGUACACCACGUCCAACUUGAGCCACUCCCUAUGGGACGAUGAGACGCCAGGUCCAUCAUACUCUACAACGGCAGAACAAAGCAGGACAGAAAGGGAGACGGUCCAAGAAUCGGAUACAGAUAGCAGUAUUGAGGAGGAAGCACAAGAGUUGGAAGAUUCUUCACAAAAACAAGGAAACUCAACCCAUGUUCAAGCUGAGGAAUGUUUGUCCUCAGACAGCGACGACUGUGUCAUUGUGGGUUUUGUGAAGCCGAGUGCAGAGAGAACUCCUGAGCUUGUGCACCUCACCUCAGAUUCUGAACCUUUAAGUGAUGACGAUAAAGAGCUUCCAAAACCGCAGCAUAUUCGUUUCACCAGUGUCACUCCUCCAGUUUCGCCCGAAGACCGCAGCCAAGGAAGAUGCAGUACUCUCAACUAUGGCCACUGCAACACAUCCAGCGAAUCUGAAAGUAAAGACAGACGCCGUCGUGACCAGUCAAGCCAAAAACACGUCUCCAAAGACAGAAAGCACAAGAGGAAGAGGUCAAGUAGAGAACGCGAACGCAGACACCACAAGAGCUCAGUUACCAGUCACAGUAGAGACUAUUGGUACUACAGUAGCAAAGACUUUUACCACACAAAAUCUGACCGUAAAUACCAAAGAAAAGAGAGUGACUGCCAUCUCAGCAGCCGAAAACAUAUGGGGCGAUGCUCUCGCUCCAGGAGCCGCAGCAGGGACUCGAGGCGACGAGACAGAAGGAUGUCUCGGUCCAGGACUUAUUCCAGCAGUCGCUCCCCAUCGGCGAGCUCAAGAUCUCACCACGACAAGCCUGGUGGCAAGAGAAAGUACAAAACGCGACAUCUAGAGGACCCUUCCAAAGAUGAUGCAGCCGCUGAAACAAAAGAUAAGAACACUAAAGAGGAGAGUAGUCUGAAAUUGCAGCUCAACGAGCGAAGUGCUUCCCACCGCAGCAGGCAUCAUAAGAAAAAGAAGAAACACAAGAAGAAGAGCAGAAGGCACAAGAGCAGAGAGGGUGCAGAGAAAUGUUCGUCGGAUCUCAUCACCAUUGACAGCGACAGCGAUCAUGCCAACAGUGAUACCCGGGCUGCAACCUCCAGCAGGGACCAGACAAUAGAUUCAUAUUCCCCAGUGGUGUCUUAAUAUGCCUCUGUUUGUUGUUGGAUUGGGUCAACUACAUCACUCUGCAGUAUUUUUCAUUUUACAGAAGUGGACAGGCUGCUUCAGAUCAUCAUCCAGAUCAUGGACUAUUUUUCACAAUUACGUUAUUUACAAAAGCCAGUGUGAACAAGGCUUACACAGGGAUAUGGUUCUUAUAAGUCAUUUUUUAAAGACAAUUAAGGUGCUCUCAGGGAUUGAUGACAGUGAUUGUUUUUCCUGUCCUGGUAUUCCCCAUAUGCCAUAUUUUAAUCUCCUAUGUUGCUCAUGAAUUAGCAGGAAUAUU